GAAUAUUUCCAAUAAACAUUUUUUGAGAGAUUUAAUUGUUCAACUAUAACAGGCACACUUAAAUCAUCGACAUCUUGAAGAUUACAGAAUACGAAGCUUCGCGUUUAGACUGUUAUGUAUAGACAUUAUAAAAAUUCGUAUUUAUUGUCAAAGAAUCACCCAGAGAAACUGUGAACACGUUAUUUUUCCUGCAUUCCGUCUCUCAGUUUUCGACAGACAAAAUGAGAAAGUGUGAGAGUAUAUACUGCAGCGAGUGAAUCAACGCGUUUUUGUGGAAGUCAUACCGGUUAAAGAACAAUUACUCGAUGGAAACGAAUGACAUUUUAUGGAAUGUCAAACUGCGUCAAUCUAUAGAUCAUAUAUAAAUCUCAUGUAUAAAACAGAAGAUUAUAUAUAUUUUCGGGCUGGAAGAAACGUUUCGAACAAACUCAACGCGUUAUUAUUGCUGACAUAAGAUAAGAUAUGAUAAUGUUUAUUAAUAACGAUUUAUUCGCGUAUAUUUAUUGAUGAUUUUUAAAACGGUGAACCGCACGAGUUGCUUAAAUUUAAAUUUUAUAUGAGAAUACAAAAGUGCUAUAUACAAUCGAGAAAUGACAGAAUCCACGUCGGACGUGCCAGAGGAGAAGGAAGCCGCAAACACAACACCCAUCUGCGGGAAGCGACACUGUAGGGAGAUGCGCAAGGACAAGUUACCCCCUUAUCUUCGAGACAGAGAAAGAAUACUCUAUCCACGUAACACGAGAACUCUGCCAAAAAUACCGGUGGUUGGCGGACAACCUAUCGAAGAAGAAACAUGCAUGGCUUUGAGAACAUUGGUCUUCGGUUCCUGCGCGAGCCCACCUAAAAUUGAAUGGACAAGGACCGGGUUAACUUUACGACCGUAUGGCCAGAGUUUGGCAUUUGGAUUAAGAACUCCCAGGAACACAACGAGAGGCCUCGUCACCGCGGUGCAAGCUAUCAUGCUAAAGCACUUUUUAUUCAAAUGCGACAGACAAGAUUUACACGCAGGACCCGAUGCUCUAUUGAAACCCUCAUACGAACGACAGAUCGAUGUAUUGACUUCCGCGAUAUCGGAGAUUAUUUGGCGUUCCGCCGGUGGCUUCUCUGUUUCCACGUGCGUAAAUGUUGUCAGUAACACUGUGCCAAAGGCCGUGGUGGCUUUACCACAGGACACACCAUACCUUCAACAUAGUGUACAGUAUUUUCAAGACGGAUUAACAGAAACGCUGCACCUCUUCGAAUUCAACUCUUUGGAAGAUCUGGAGAUAUUUAUCAAGAGAUACUUAUACCUGUUUCAUGACGAAGGCGGACCUGGUGCAAAGUUACUCUUAUAUAGCGCAGUGCUCUCGAGAGGUCUCUCAAAAGUGCAAAAUGAUUUAGAAGAUUCAAAGGCAUCGAUUCUUGGUGGAUGUUCAGAAGAAGGCCCAAUCAGCAUCGUUAUUUUUUUUUUAACUGGUCGUGUUUCACCACAUAUCCAUAAUGGAGUACUUCACGUUGGCGAUGAAAAUACAUAUGCCGUACCACAAUGGGGCGUUCUUACGAGAAGCGAAGUGGGAUUUUUAAUACACGAAGGCGAUGGUAAUGUAAGCAAACAACCAGGUUCUCGUUUGAAGACACCCAGUCUACCGAUAUGGGUGACUCUCUGCCUCGGUCAUCACGGUGUGCUCUUCAAUACAAAUCGAGAGUUACUAAGAAAUUAUCAUGCAGAACGACGUUUCGAGAUCCAAUAUUUUACUUGCGGUGGCAGUCACGCUACGUUGACGGUAGAUACCAGGGCAAACGAAACUUCCGGGGUAUCAGAUGCUGCAACUAUGGAAGCCGCAGAUAUCGCAGCAACGCCGUUGGAGAAACUCAUUCGAUCCAAGUUAGUAUACAUAUUUGUUAUACAAAAUAAAAAUAAAUUAUUUUUAAAAAUAAAUUUUUUGACCCUCUUCGCAAUUCUCUUCAAAAGUUUUACAUUUGACUCUAUAUGUCCUAAAGAAAAUAUAAACUAUUAUUUUGAUGAAUAAUUUUAUCAUUGUAUAACAUAUCUGAUUGAGUGGUAUUUAAAAUUUAAUGUACAAUAAAACAUAGUUUAAUUUACAAAAUUUCUUAUUUCCUCUAUUAGCUUUUUGUUAUAAAAGAGAAAGAUCUAAAAGCACUAUUGUCUUUUCAAUUACCGAAAUAAUCGGGCGAUAUCUGUGAGAUCACUCGAGCGUUACCUUGAGCAACAUAGAAUUCAAGGUACUAUCUCUUCCAUUUAUUGUUUCACGCUGCAUUAAAGAUGGCAGGAUGCUCUCAUACAAUGGAACGGAACACCGGUGAUGUGAAGAAAUACGAGAAAAUGACAAUUUGUGUUAAUUCGUGAUUCCACGUGAUGCUAAUCAAUCGCUGCGCGUGCUUAAUCUCAAGCUUAAUCUCAACCAAAAGCUUCUUAUCAUUAACAAUAUUCAAGUACAAGUAAAUAUUAUUUGCGUCGGCAUUGCAAUAUCGGGCACCGUAUAAUUUUACGCGAGUGAUAAGAUCAAUCUUUGGCGCUUUUUUAUUGUUAGAUAGUAUGCCAGAUAUUUAUAUGUGUGUAUAUGUGUGUCUCGAAGAGCUUGUUAUUUUUUAAAAUAUAUUAAUUGUCUGUUAAUAAUAAAUGACUGUUAAUAAAUGACAUAACAAAAUCGCAUUUCAGUAUUUGAAUUAAUAAUAUGUUAAAAGGCUAUCAUUACAAAGAGAUGAUAUAUUUUGACAGCUUCUUUGUCAAAUACGCAGCGGCCAAAUCCGUCUAAAUCAAGUCCAUUCACAGCAUGUGUUAUUUUUGUCAUCGAUAAAUUAUAAAAUAUAAAGAUUAUACAUCAAACAAAAAUAUUAAAAAUAGCGUUUAAAUAACUUGAAUAAAAAUAUAUAUAAUGAUAUAAAUCUAAAAUCACGUAAAUCCCCUACUAGUCGUCCUUAGACAGAUCGAAUACUCAUAGAUAUUCAUUUAGUCAGUGAUUAACAAACUCUUACUAAAGUUACCACGCGAUCGCGUGGGAAACGAUACGUCUUCUUUUAUUUUCAUGCAUGCAAUAUAUAUCGCGAUGCACUUAUACUGGAUGGACAUAUUAUAUGAAAGUCGACAAAAGAAAUUUCGAUUUUUCUUUAAUAUGAUGUGGUUCUCGAUACUACGAUAAAAUUCCAUGCAAAACAUUUUUGUAGAAAAAUAUCAAAAUACAGU
Molecule: messenger RNA, 3184 nt
Organism: Formica exsecta
Lineage: Eukaryota; Metazoa; Arthropoda; Insecta; Hymenoptera; Formicidae
Product: inactive ubiquitin carboxyl-terminal hydrolase MINDY-4B
Exons: 9
Coding region: 591-2009 (472 amino acids)
Biological process (GO): protein K48-linked deubiquitination
Molecular function (GO): K48-linked deubiquitinase activity; cysteine-type deubiquitinase activity
Source: RefSeq, a predicted model, not a curated record